This is a messenger RNA of Liolophura sinensis, 1391 nucleotides long. RefSeq lists its product as uncharacterized. Bases 229 to 1080 code for a protein of 283 amino acids. NCBI's taxonomy places the organism in Eukaryota, Metazoa, Mollusca, Polyplacophora, Chitonida, Chitonidae. The record is from RefSeq and is a predicted model, not a curated record. The transcript is spliced from 2 exons.
AUAUGUUGCAUUGGUCGGUUUACUACCUCACAGGACAUCUCCUACUCUUGUUUGACCCAUGAGGACGAGUAUGGAACCGCUUACCUGCUCCGGUUUACAGGAGACAAGCCAUGUACCUUUAACCUAGAACUGAAGUCAGGUGGCUUUCUACUUUGCGAUCCGAUACCUAUCCACAUCGAGCGUACAUGUGAUGUGUCUCCAGUGGAGAGUGCCCUGUUAGACGUCGAUAUGGUGGAACACCCCUUUUGUCAGCCACUGUUCUCAACAAAAAUGGUGGAAGAAUUGGCAGUGUUACUAGACGACGUUCCAAAUAAAGUAUGGGAACUGGCCGAAAAAAUAAAGAUGCCAGCCUGCACACCCAUUCCAAAAUUUAGACGAGAGCGUUUUGGAGGAAGUCCUACACGCUGUGUGUUGUACUUCUUCCAGUGCCUUUGCAAAAAGAACUCCUACAGCAAGGAAAUUUCACUCCGUAUGUUGCGUCAAAUACUAGAGAAUUUGGAACUUGAACGAGCAUCAGAUAAAGUUAAAAAGUACCAAUGGCAUCAAAGAAAAGAGCCACAAGAGCACACAGACAAAAGUUUUCUUUAUGAACAAAACCACACAUCAAGGGUGGACACUGGCGCUUUUCCAGAUAGCAGCACUUGCGACAUUGCAGUUUCUCCUCACAAAACGGCGUUUUCUGUCCCCUCCACGUUUACUGAUGAUACACCCAAGGGAGGAACAUCUCCUCCGAGCACCACGGACCACCUGCCCUCAACCACCAACACUGUGAUCACCGGGUUAAAAUUCAAAGAUGAGGAAGACAUUUAUGAUGACGCGUCCUCUUAUACCGCCAAUGGUGCAACAUCAAGCUCUACCCCUGGGGCUACAGGGUUACAGAACGAAGACGAGGGGAUUUAUGAAGAGUGUUACUUGCACACUGACAGCAGGACUGGUACUGCAAAUACCGCUUCCACUGCACAUCUGAGCACGCUAUCUGAUGGGGACAACACAUCAACUAUGUGCCCAAGGGACACGAAGCCUAAAGGCAGAAGAACCAAGGACAGCGGCUAUGGAUCCAAAUUGUUCGACGAAAAAUAGUAGUCACACGAAGACGAAUGAAUUAACACAAUGUAUGGGGAUGGUAGUAAAAUUUGGCCAGUCAUAUGUAGAUGGCAGUUAAAAUGAUCCGAUGCCACAUGAACCAAGUAGAGCAGCCAUACACAGGGAUGCCAAGUGACAAUUCACGAAAUACUCUUCAUUCUCCCUUCCCCAAUAGAGAGAUGAGGUGACAUACUCUCGCCCUCCACUAUUGCAAUAACUCACGACAUCUCACCAAACACGAACUGCGUAGCAGACAUUUUUAUCGACAGGCCAAAGGUCGUCUCCAGGGCGACAUCAGCUUUUUACUG